AUGCCUCGAAAACGCGCCAAGCAUUCGGUGCGUGUCGCGAACCGCGAUGCGAUGGAGCAUAACUUGCCGCCCGAUAACAAGCGCCGCGGUGAGUGGGGCGAUAUGCCGCGCCGUGCCAUUGAGCUUUUUCGCGGUCCCCCGCCCAAGAAAGAAGCGGCGCCCGCAAAUGCUACGAACACCUCUAUACCCCCUAUGCAUAUCCGUCCUGGUGAGCGGCUGAGCGAUUUCAACCAGCGUGUUGAGCAAGAAUUUGCGCACGAUAUCUAUUCAUCGAUGCGCACGAAUCAGCGCUCGGAAUCAAAUCAAAAGAAGCGGCAACGCCGUCGCGACAUACUCAAGGCCAAGAAACGCGCUGCGUCCGGGUCGGACGACGAGGACGACGAGGCUGCGGCGCAGCGCGAGUUUGCUCGUGCACCGUCCUCACGCUCGCUGCAUGAUGUGGCACUGGCCCCCCCUACGAUUACUGCGCGACCCAAAGAGCGACGCCCCACAUCGACGCGGCCCAAACCUUCUCCGGCGCGACAGCGGAUUCUGGACGAGGAGCGGCAGCGUGUCAUUGAACUGUACCGAGCGCAGAAGCGCGCGUAG
Messenger RNA from Malassezia restricta, 588 nucleotides. RefSeq lists its product as uncharacterized. The transcript has a single exon. NCBI's taxonomy places the organism in Eukaryota, Fungi, Basidiomycota, Malasseziomycetes, Malasseziales, Malasseziaceae. Bases 1 to 588 code for a protein of 195 amino acids. The record is from RefSeq and is a predicted model, not a curated record.